Molecule: messenger RNA, 4185 nt
Organism: Photinus pyralis (common eastern firefly)
Lineage: Eukaryota; Metazoa; Arthropoda; Insecta; Coleoptera; Lampyridae
Product: probable multidrug resistance-associated protein lethal(2)03659
Exons: 9
Coding region: 239-4051 (1270 amino acids)
Biological process (GO): transmembrane transport
Cellular component (GO): membrane
Molecular function (GO): ABC-type transporter activity; ATP binding; ATP hydrolysis activity
Source: RefSeq, a predicted model, not a curated record
AACAGUCUGGGUUAUCGUAUUACCAAUAGCGAAGCGAGAUAGUUGAUGCAUUUUCCAAAUUUCCAGUUAUUAGAAGCGGUAAUGGGUUCGUUCGGUUAAUAUCUCCAGCUUGUAACAAUAUUUAAGUAGUAGUAGCCGCAGUGGUGUGGACAGUGGACUGUGUUGUCUGAGGUGUUGAGUGACCAAGAAGAAGAGUAACCACGUUAUUAUAAUAACAGUUCGCGACAACUCACUCAAGAUGGACAUCAAAUCUUCGGGAAGAAAACAAAAUCCAAAAGAAAAAAUCAACCCCAUUUUUGGACUUUUGUUCUUGCAUAUGAUACCAAUAUUUGCCAAAAACUACAAGAAAGGUAUACAAGAAGAAGAUUUAUUCGAACCUUUAGAAGAACACAGGUCUCAUAUACUGGGCGACAAACUGGAAGCUUUAUGGAAAGAGACUCAUCGUAAAUAUAAGAAGUUCGCCUUACACAUAUCCCUACUACGAUCAUUUGGACUGGAAUUGUUAGCGUUAGGAAUUUUAAAACUGAUUAACAGUUUGCUUUUAGUUUAUGUGAUGCCGAUAGCGUUAGGAGAGUUAAUUUCGUAUUUUAAUUUAUCGUCGACACUAACAAUAGAAGAGGCAUCUGUCUAUACGGGAAUCAUAGUUGCUUACCUAUUCAUCUAUGCCAUCGUUGAUCAUCCGGCGACAAUGGCCGUCAUGCACAUUUGCAUGAAAAUGCGUGUCAGCUGUUGCUCGCUUAUUUAUCGAAAAUCUUUACGACUGAGUCGAAACUCCUUGGCUCAUACUUCGGUCGGCCAAAUUGUUAAUUUACUUUCGAAUGACGUGAGCAAGUUCGACGAGAACUUCCUGUUAUGCCCUUACAUCAUUAUCGGACCAUUGCAGAGCGCGUUGGCCACGUAUUUGCUUUACCGGAUUAUUGGCUACGCUGCGUUUGCCGGUGUUACCUUUAUGGUAAUCUUCGUCCCGAUUCAAAUGUACCUAAGUAAAUGGGUGUCAGUCUAUCGACUGCGUUCGGCCCAGCGUACCGAUGAGAGAGUGCGACUAAUGAACGAGAUUUUGAAUGGUAUUCAGCUGAUCAAAAUGUACACGUGGGAGAAGCCGUUUGCUAAGCUAAUUUCCUUGGCGAGAAGAUACGAAAUAAAGAGCAUUCGUAUUCAGUUCUUUUUGAAAGCACUCAUGUACUCGUUUGAGACGUUCCUGCCGCGGACGUCUAUCUUUAUCAGUCUGGUGGUGUUCAUCGCACUGGGCUACAAUAUAACAGGCGAAAUUGUAUACUCAGUUAUUGCCAUUUACAACGUCAUUCGACCAAUUAUGACGGUGUUCUUCCCAUUGAGUCUUGCGGCAUGUGCCGAAGUUCACACUUCUCUGGGACGAAUUGAGGAGUUCUUGCGCCACGAAGAACAAGAACAGAUUGAAAGUGAACCAAGUAUGAAACCCCACCCGAGCAUUAGCAGAAGAUCAAACAUUUAUAUGAAAACGGUCUGUGCGAAGUGGUCCAGUGAGAGUGUAGGCAACACUUUAACGAACAUUAACCUGGAGGUCAGUGGCAGUAAACUAGUGGCGGUUGUAGGACCCGUCGGAAGCGGCAAGAGUAGUAUAUUUAACUUAAUUUUAAAAGAACUGCCGGUAACUAGCGGCGAUAUGCAAGUUAGCGGUAAAUUGUCGUACGCCUCACAGGAUCCGUGGUUAUUCGCUGCCAGUGUUAGAGAAAAUAUUUUAUUUGGAGAGCCGUAUGAUGAAAAGCGGUAUAAGACUGUUGUAAAAAGUUGCGCGUUAGAGUCUGACUUGGCCCAGUUGCCCGGUGGCGACAGGACGGUGGUCGGUGAAAGAGGAAAGUCGCUUAGCGGUGGUCAAAAGGCGAGAAUUAACUUGGCCCGUUGCCUGUAUAGGCGCGCCGAUAUUUAUCUGCUGGAUGAUCCCUUGUCUGCCGUCGAUAGUAAAGUAGGUAAACACCUCUUUGAGGAGGGCAUCAAAACCUUCCUCAAAGAUAAGAUGUGUUUGCUAAUCACGCAUCAAGUUAAAUACGCCAAAGAGGCCGAUAGAAUUAUUGUACUAAAGGAUGGUCGUAUUUCCGAGGAGGGUAGUUAUGAUGAGUUGAUCACUAACGGAACUGACUUCCUUAAACUCGUCCAAGUAAACGUAAACGACGAUAGUGGCGAACACGAGAACGUUAGCCACCCCACGGAAAACAUGCAAAUGGUACAGUCAGUCACAGGUGAUUAUGACGAAGUGGAAGAUGGCGAGCAGUUAACCACAGGAAGCAUUACAGCAGCUACGUAUAUCAGCUACUUAAAAGCGGGUGGCUUGUUCUUUGGAUGGUUCAUCAUUCUUCCCGCAUUCAUUUUGACUCAAAGCUCGAUGAAUGUAUGCGAUUACUUCCUCUCGUACUGGGUCAAUUCACUUCAAGACAUUGAUAAUUUUAACCAAACUGAAAUAACAGAAGACAAUGACACUCUCUAUGUGUACGGAGGCAUAAUCUCAUCAAUCAUUGUGUUAGGAAUUGGACAUUCCAUGCUCUUUUUCAUCUUUGCCAUGCGAAUCUCGGUCACAUUACACGAUAUGGUUUUCGAAAAGAUAUCAAAUGCGACCAUGGGAUUCUUCAACGAAAAUCCGGUGGGAAGAAUUCUGAACAGGUUUUCAAAGGACAUGGGUAUCAUUGACAACUACAUACCGUUGGUCUUUUCCGAAUUUCUUGAGAUUAUACUGAUGCUGUUUGGCGCAAUGAUACUGUCCGUUGUGGUGAAUGUAUGGCUGUUGAUACCGUCGAUCGGGUUGAUCUUCACGUUUUACGCCGUUAGAGUUGUCUACCUGGAGACGAGCCGGAGUGUCAAAAGAAUUGAGGGCAUUACUCGGAGUCCGAUUUUUACACAUUUGACGUCAUCCGUACAUGGGUUAUCUACGAUAAGGGCUUUUUUAGCUGAGAAUAACUUAAUACACGAGUUUGACGACAUUCAAGAUCACCACAGCUCAGCAUGGUACUUAUUUAUUUCCGCUAGCGUUGCAUUUGGAUUUUGGCUCGAUAUCAUUGCGAACAUAUUUAUAUCGAGUGUCAUUGUAAUUAUACUACUUAUCAGCGAAGAACACCGCGGCGGAGACGUUGGCCUAGUCGUCACGCAAUACGUCAGCUUAACCGGAGUUCUACAAUGGGGGAUGCGACAGUUAAGCGAAUUAGAAAAUAAUAUGACUUCAGUCGAAAGAGUUUUAGAAUAUAAUAACGUGCCCCUCGAACCCACCCGCAAAUCAGAAAUCGAGCUCCCAGCAGAAUGGCCAGAGCAAGGCAAAAUCACCUUUGAAAACGUUUCGAUGAAAUACUCCAGCAAUAGCGAGCCAAUCCUAAAACAGCUCAACUUCUCGAUUUAUCCCGGUGAAAAGAUAGGAUUGGUUGGCCGAACUGGCGCAGGGAAAACAUCCACGACACUAGCGCUGUUUCAGCUUUACGACAUAACCGGAUCCAUACUUAUAGAUGACAUAGACACCACCAAAAUUCCUCUAGAUAAAUUACGUGCAAAACUCUCGGUUAUUCCACAAGAUCCAGUACUUUUUACCGGUAGCAUUAGGCAAAAUUUGGAUCCGUUCAGUGAGUACCCGGACGACGUCCUCUGGAACGCUUUGGAAGAGGUCGAACUCAAACAUUCAAUUGACGAGUCGGGUUUGCUGAUGAACGUGGCUGAAGGCGGGUGUAACUUCAGCGUUGGACAGAGGCAAUUAGUGUGUUUAGCAAGAGCGAUAAUACGAAAUCAAAAAAUUCUCAUAAUGGACGAGGCGACGGCGAACGUGGAUCCGUACACGGACAACCUAAUCCAGCAAACAAUUAGGAGAAGGUUCUCAAAUUCAACAGUGUUAACCAUCGCCCAUCGGCUGCAUACGAUAAUGGAUGCAAGCAGGGUGAUGGUGUUCGAUGCCGGAAAAAUUGUCGAAUUUGACCAUCCGCACCACUUGCUACAGAACAAAGAUGGCACGUUCUAUUCAAUGGUUCAAGCUACGGGCCAAAAUAUGUUUAAGAAUUUGUAUUCAAUUGCAGAGAAACAUUUCUUAGACACGAAAUCGUAGACUGUGAUAAUUUGCGUUCGUUUUUUCAUUCUUCGCAGUAUUCUUUUCGUCUUUCGCAGUAUUUUUUUUUGUUACAUAUUAAUGUCGAUAUUUGUUAAUAAAUCUUUUGUAUAAAACCAGUUGUUAUAUCAUAA